AUGAAGAACCGGGGAGGAGAAGCAGGGAGCGGUGCUGGGAGGGGAGGAGCAGCAGAGAGCGUUGCUGGGAGGGGAGGAGAAGCAGGGAGCGGUGCUGGGAGGGGAGGAGCAGCAGAGAGCGUUGCUGGGAGGGGAGGAGAAGCAGGGAGCGGUGCUGGGAGGGGAGGAGCAGCAGGGAGCGGUGCUGGGAGGGGAGGAGAAGCAGGGAGCGUUGCUGGGAGGGGAGGAGCAGCAGAGAGCAUUGCUGGGAGGGGAGGAGCAGCAGAGAGCGUUGCUGGGAGGGGAGGAACAGCAGGAAGCGGGGCUAGGAGGGGAGGAGCAGCAGGGAGCGUUGCUGGGAGGGGAGGAGCAGCAGAGAGCGUUGCUGGGAGGGGAGGAGAAGCAGGGAGCGGUGCUGGGAGGGGAGGAGCAGCAGGGAGCGGUGCUGGGAGGGGAGGAGAAGCAGGGAGCGUAGCUGGGAGGGGAGGAGCAGCAGAUAGCAUUGCUGGGAGGGGAGGAGCAGCAGAGAGCGUUGCUGGGAGGGGAGGAACAGCAGGGAGCGGGGCUAGGAGGGGAGGAGCAGCAGGGAGCGUUGCUGGGAGGGGAGGAGCAGCAGAGAGCAUUGCUGGGAGGGGAGGAGCAGCAGAGAGCAUUGCUGGGAGGGGAGGAGCAGCAGGGAGCAAUGCUGGGAGGGGAGGAGCAGCAGGGAGAGGGGCUAGGAGGGGAGGAGCAGCAGGGAGCGGUGCUGGGAGGGGAGGAGAAGCAGAGGGCGAUGCUGGGAAGGGAGGAGCAGUAGGGAGCGGGGCUGGGAGGGGAGGAGCAGCAGGGAGCGGUGCUGGGAGGGGAGGAGAAGCAGAGGGCGAUGCUAGGAGGGGAGGAGCAGCAGGGAGCGUUUCUGGGAGGGGAGGAGCAGCAGGGAGCGGUGCUGGGAGGGGAGGAGAAGCAGAGGGCGAUGCUGGGAGGGGAGGAGCAGCAGGGAGGGUUGCUGGGAGGGGAGGAGUAGCAGAGAGCAUUGCUGGGAGGGGAGGAGCAGCAGGGAGUGGGACUAGGAGGGGAGGAGCAGCAAGGAGAGGGGCUAGGAGGGGAGGAGCAGCAGGGAGCGGUGCUGGGAGGGGAAGAGAAGUAGAGAGCACUGCUGGGAGGGGAGGAGCAGCAGAGAGCAGUGGAGUGGCGGGUGAGAUGGCCGAUGAUCACAACACUCCCACUACAGCGAGGAAUUGCGGGAUGAACAACAGCACGUAA
Messenger RNA from Closterium sp. Naga37s-1, 1221 nucleotides. Lineage: Eukaryota; Viridiplantae; Streptophyta; Zygnematophyceae; Desmidiales; Closteriaceae. The record is from the annotation of a GenBank genome assembly.